This is a messenger RNA of Colletotrichum spaethianum, 2286 nucleotides long. RefSeq names its product putative E3 ubiquitin protein ligase. Gene Ontology annotation, molecular function: protein binding. Lineage: Eukaryota; Fungi; Ascomycota; Sordariomycetes; Glomerellales; Glomerellaceae. The coding region runs from base 1 to 2286 and encodes 761 amino acids. The record is from RefSeq and is a predicted model, not a curated record. The transcript has 2 exons.
AUGGACCUCGCAAGCACGUCAACCUUCCCGGAUCCCCGGAGCCUGAGCCUAAACAUGGACCUGGGUUUGGACGGCAACCUGAACCCGUCGUCGCCCAGUCACCGCCAUGACGAUCAAGCCUCGACAUCUGCCUCAUCCGACUACUUCAACAGCACACCGACCUUCACCGCUUCUGCCGCUCCCUCUACCGUCGCUACCUCUGACUCCACCGCCGCUUCUCUCCCCGACAAUGUGACCACGGCGAACCAUCCAUCAAGAGACAACUGCGACAGAAGGAGACCCGACGACGGAGACGUCUCAAAAUUCCCCGCGAACAUGCCCACCCAGCUGGUCGGCCAGACCGUCACCCCCUUCCUCAGGGAACACAUCCCCGGCAUCUACGCUCCCAUUGGCAAGCCCGACGUACAGAACGACAGCAACAGCCUCAACCAGAACAGAGACGCCAACAGCAAGUUCUGCUACCGUCACCGCCCCGACGCAAAGUGUCGUCGCGCCGCCGACGAGUCCAAGAUGGUCUUGAUCCAGAGCGAACUCGAUAAGCUCCCCUCCGCCGACCAACAAGCCAUCACCCACGUCUGGUCCCUCUUCUCCGCCGCCCCCGCCAAGCACCGCGACCUGAUGCUGCAGGGCAUCAUCACACAAUGCUGCUUCCCCCAGCUGUCCACCGUCUCCCGCGAAGUCCAUGAGCAGCUCAAGAUCGACUUCAUGGCUGCGCUCCCGACCGAGAUCUCGUACAAGGUGCUGGGCUACCUCGACACCGUCUCCCUCUGCAAGGCCGCCCAGGUGAGCAGGAGGUGGCGGGACCUCGCCGACGACGACGUUGUGUGGCACCGCAUGUGCGAGCAACACAUUGACCGCAAGUGUACCAAGUGCGGGUUCGGCCUGCCUCUCCUCGAGCGAAAGAGACUACGAGACUGGAAUAAGCAGAAGGAGCUUGCCGAGGCCAGAAGUCUACGGGAGGUCGCGCCUGUCGAGGUAGUGGAGCAGGUCGACAAGGUUGCGACAGCGUCGUCGCCCAACAUCAACAAGAAGCGUGAGCUUGUCGUGCUCGACGAUAGCAGGAAGCGGACCUGCCUGAGCGACGUCGGCGAGCCGAUGGCGCCCAAGACCGGAGCCGAGAAGGAGCGAGAACGCCUCAUCCGACCCUGGAAGAGCGUCUACCGCGACCGUUUCAAGGUCGGCUUCAACUGGAAGUAUGGUAGAUGCCACAUCAAGACCUUCAAGGGCCACGACAAUGGCGUGACCUGCCUGCAGUUCGACGACGAGAUCCUCGCCACGGGGUCAUACGAUGCCAAGAUCAAGAUCUGGAAUGUCGAGACAGGGGAGGAGAUCCGCACUCUCAGCGGUCACACCAUGGGCAUCCGCACCCUCAAGUUUGUUGGCAACAAGCUUUUCAGCGGCAGCCUGGACCACACAGUCAAGGUUUGGAACUGGCAGACGGGUGACUGCAUUAGCACUCUCCGUUGCCACACCGAAGGCGUCAUUACGGUCGAUUUUGACGGAAAGUACCUGGCAUCGGGCUCCAUCGACAAGUCGAUCAAGAUCUUCAACUUUGACAGCAAGGAAACAUUCUGCCUCCGCGGUCACGAGGACUGGGUCAACCACGUACGACUAGACCCGGGCUCGCAGACGCUCUUCUCAGCCUCGGACGAUUGCACCGUCCGCCUCUGGGACCUACGGAACAAGACAUGCAUCAAGACCUUCGAGGGCCACAUGGGCCAAGUGCAGCAGAUUCUGCUGAUGCCGGAGGACUUCGAACCGGACGAGGAGGCGCUCGAGGGCGACGACAAUGCGUCGGUUAACAGCGGCCGGAGCACAACUCCGACGGCCGGAGCCAAUGUGGCGUCGAUCCUCGGGUCCUCUUUCGGCGGCGACUCGGUGACCGCGGAGGACGACCGGACGUCGUUCGGCUGCGCCUUUUCUUCGGACUCCACCCGGCAACUGCCGCCCCGCUACAUGCUUACCGCCGGUCUUGACAACACCGUCAAGGUGUGGAACAUCCACACCGGCAAGUGUCUCCGCACCAUGUUCGGCCACGUCGAGGGCAUCUGGGGCCUUGUUGGCGACACUCUGCGCAUCGUCACCGGCGCCAACGACUCCAUGGUCAAGGUCUGGGAGCCCAAAAGCGGCAAGUGUGAGCGCACCUUCACCGGCCACUCUGGCCCUGUCACCUGCGUCGGCCUCACCGACAGCCGUAUGGCCAGCGGGAGCGAAGAUGGUGAAGUACGCCUCUACAGUUUUGAGGCAGAUGGCCCGCUCCUCGAAGAGUGCGGCACUCCUGCAUAG